AUGGGCGUCAGGGGCAUCUUCCAGGGCGACAUGCGGACUACCGCUCACCUCGCUAUUCGCCAUACCGGCAACGAGCUUCCCCUCCGCAGGCGUAUGGUCGAGCUCGGCCCAUGGAAAGGCACGACUUAUAUCGACCUCGAUCGCUUUCCCGCUCCCGGUCUCGAUCUCAAAACCCUCGAUCAUUUUCUUCACGUUCCCCAUCAGAAUCCCCUCAUAGGAAAGGGGUACGUGCACAGAAAGACAGCCCGCGACGAGGCAGACGCCGUAGCUCCAGCUACAGUAGCUACGAUUACAGCAGUCGUAGCAGAAGCCGGGCCUAUAGUAGAGACAGGGGGCGCAAUUAAGAUGGUUCGUUAA
This is a messenger RNA of Aspergillus puulaauensis, 357 nucleotides long. RefSeq lists its product as uncharacterized. NCBI's taxonomy places the organism in Eukaryota, Fungi, Ascomycota, Eurotiomycetes, Eurotiales, Aspergillaceae. The transcript has a single exon. The record is from RefSeq and is a predicted model, not a curated record. Bases 1 to 357 code for a protein of 118 amino acids.